Molecule: messenger RNA, 8318 nt
Organism: Siniperca chuatsi (mandarin fish)
Lineage: Eukaryota; Metazoa; Chordata; Actinopteri; Centrarchiformes; Sinipercidae
Gene: plekhg5b
Product: pleckstrin homology domain containing, family G (with RhoGef domain) member 5b
Exons: 21
Coding region: 802-4332 (1176 amino acids)
Biological process (GO): endothelial cell migration; Rho protein signal transduction
Cellular component (GO): endocytic vesicle; plasma membrane; axon
Molecular function (GO): guanyl-nucleotide exchange factor activity
Source: RefSeq, a predicted model, not a curated record
UUUCUAGAUGUAACUUGGUUGGUUCUAUCGACGGGACAGACAUCUGAAUCACCCAGACAGUGAAUGCACCUCCGGUCUGUGGGCUGUUGAAUUGGAUGUGUUGUUGGUGUCUCUGGCGCCUCUAGCUGAAACAUUGCGCCACUUGAGAGAGAAACUGCAAUUGAGUCUUUGUGGAUCCAGGUUGUCUGAAUGAAUGGAGGAGAGCCGAUGGUUGAUCGAAGAGGGCGGCGAGACGAAGCAGCGGACAAUAUGUGUUCAACUUCAGCAGCACGUUGUGUAAAGUUGAUAGAAGGAAGUCCAUCCAUGGAUCUGCUGUUUUAAAGGCCAUGAAGAAGAUUUUUUCCUCGUAAUCCCAUCCCCGCACCGAGCUUCACCAACAGACGUUUUCGUUGGACGUCGAGAUUUAUUUUUCGCGUGUGUGCAGCCAGCAACAGGUCAUUUACAGCUUAGCACGGCGUCCAAACUUGCAGCUGCACCUCGGUGGUUAUUAGACCUGUGGCAACUUUUCGUUGUAUGAAACCGAGGGAUGCUUUCUUUUUUUUUUGGCCACUCUUUUCCGUGCAUUCACCGUGAUGUGAGUUUGCAGCUUUGUGCUCGCCACACACCAGAUCUCGCAGGCUGAGCGCACUGCGUUUUAGAGGAGGGCGACAGCAGAAAUGGGAAGAAUAUGAGAAUGCCAUAGAGAAGACUGCUAAUUAAACAUUGCUGGGUGAUUAGCAUUGAGCCUGCCGCCCCGACAGACGGACCUGUGUGGAGCUUGUGUUGCUGUAAGGGAUUUUUCAAGGAGGAUCGCCUGCAUAGAUGGUGCCAAACAAGUGGACCAUGAAUUCAGUUCUGCACAAAUCGCCACCAAGGAGCUGGCUCGGUCUCAGAUUACGACUCAAUGACAAGCCUGUCCAGGAGGAGGACUGGGUGGUGUGCCAGCACCCUGAGUGUCCUGAGCGCCGGAGGGCCUCUAAGGUUUGCCACCACCCAGACUGCCAAGACCUGAAUAGCAAAAGUCCCCUUCACCUGUGUGAGUCAUGUGACUCACGCUGCCAUUCAGAGAACACAGACAACAUGCACUUUGACCGGCACCCCCGAUUUGACUUACAACCUCAAGCCUCCAUCCUGGCUCGGAACGUGUCUACGCGCUCCUGUCCCCCACGCACCAGCCCCCCCUCCGACCUGGAGGAAGAGGAUGAGGGGAGCAAUGACCGUGGGGAGCAUAAAACAGGGGGGAUGAAGUUGGUGAAAAAGAAGCCACGGAGACGACACACUGAUGACCCCAGUAAGGAGUGCUUCAGCCUUAAGUUUGAUCUCAACGUGGACAUAAACACAGAGAUUGUACCUGCAAUGAAAAAGAAAACCCUGAGAGAGGUUCUCGGUCCAGUGUUUGAGAGGAACGGCAUUGAGCUGUCCCGGGUCGACUUGUUCCUGGAUCAGUCCAAUACGCCGCUGUCCCUCAACUUCGAGGCUUACCGUUUUGGAGGACACUACCUCAAAGUCAAAGCACGGCUAGGUGAUGAGCUGAAGGUGGAGCAGGGUGUGAAGGACUUGCGGUCGCUCAGUCUGCCCAACAUGAAGCCCUCUGCAGGUCAGAGCCCCUACAUCCUCACCCCAGGCAGCGAGAGGGUGGAGCAUGGAUCUCUGGGACGUCGAGAAAGCAUAGAUCUGUUGGGUCAGGCGCGACGGAGGAAGAACAUGACAGAGUUUCUGGGGGAGACGAAUAUUCCUACCCCAGAUUCUUUGGGACAGGUCGGGGGCUCCCUGCCCGGCGUCGCUGGCGGGCCCGACAGCUGGAAGAACCGCGCUGCCAGCCGCUUCAGCGGCUUCUUCAGCUCCAACGCCGGAGUAGGUCCCUUUGGCAAGGAGGUGGACCGUCUGGAGCAGCUCCAGAGCAAGCUCCACUCCUACACGUUGUUUGGGCUGCCAAAAGUGCCGCGGCAGCUCUCCUUCCACCAGGAUUCCUGGGAGGAGGGGGAGGACACCAACCUGGCCCUGGAGGACAGUUGGCAGAUGCUACUGGACAACUCAGAGACAUUGACAAGGCGACAGUUCCACCAGCAGGAGGCAAUAUGGGAGCUGCUGCAAACAGAGGCUACCUACAUAAAGAAACUCAGAGUCAUCACUGAUCUGUUCCUGUGUGCGCUGCUGAACCUGCAGGAGAGCGGUCUGCUGACAGAGGUGGAGCCUGCCAAGCUGUUCAGUAACAUCCAGGAUAUUGUCUGCCUCCACACAGCCCUGUGGAACCAAGUCAUGCUGCCUGUCCUGAAUAAGGCCAGGCAGGCCCGGGCCUUGCUCGACCCCACUGACCUUCACCACGGCUUCAGGACGUUUGGCUCCAGGUUCAAGCCCUACAUCCGUUACUGCAUGGAGGAGGAGGGCUGUAUGGAGUACAGGAGCAUGCUUCACAGGGACAACGAGCUCUUCAGGGCCUACGUCACGUGGGGAGAGACCCAUAAGCAGUGUAACCGUCUGAAGCUGGCCGACAUGUUGGCAAAGCCUCACCAGAGACUGACCAAAUAUCCACUCCUACUGAAGAGUGUUCUGAAAAAGACGGAUGAGCAGUCAGCCCGCGACAUUGUCAACAGCAUGGUGGCUGCAGUAGAGGGCUUUAUCAAUAGCGUGGACUCCCAGAUGCGACAGCGUCAGGAACAACAGAAGCUGGCCACCAUUUCUGCCCGUAUAGACUCCUACGAGGCUGUAGAGGGCAGCAGUGAAGAGGUGGAGAAAAUCCUCAAGGAGUACAACCGCUUCGACCUCAUGGCUCCCAUGAGAGGAAUAUCACCGGAGGAGACUCGACAGCUGCAUCUCGAGGGAGCGCUGAGGAUGAAAGAGGGCAAAGACAGUCGGAUGGAUGUCUACUGUGUCCUGUUCACUGACCUGCUGCUAAUUACCAAGCCAGUGAAAAGAGUGGAAAAAGUCAAAAUUAUCCGCCAGCCUCUCCUCAUUCACAAUAUCGUCUGUAAGGAGCUCAAAGACCCUGGCUCAUUCAUCCUCAUCUACCUCAAUGAGUUUAAGAGUGCAGUGGCAGCCUACACUUUCCAAGCCAACAGCACCACCCAGGGGCGAAGCUGGAUCGAUGCAAUCUGCAAUGUCCAGAACCAGCUCCAGAGGCUCCGCACUGAGGAGGUUGUCCGGCAGCAGAAGAGCCCGAAGAGAUGUACAGAGGGUGAGGUAGAAGAGGAGGGGGAAGAUGAUAGCAGCAACUCCACUACAAGUUCCCCAUGCUUGGGGCACAAAGACCAGCAGAACUCAAGUCAAUCAGAUGGUUCCACUGAGACCCUGUCAGUGAUGGAGAUUGAUGAACCAGGUGAACACCAAGAGCCUCCUGCCCCCAACAUGAACCUCGGGGGAGCCACUGAAAAAUACUCAGACUCAGAUGUGGCUCCCUUGUCUGAAAGGUCUGAGGUCCAGCAGUCUCAGUCCACAAGCCCCCGCAGAAUUCACUCCAGCGUUUACUCUGAGCACGAUCAAGAGACGGGGCCUGAUGGCGAGGAGCUGGACCCCCAGUGUCGCUCUCUCUCCAUGGACAGCGCCUACGGUACCCUCUCCCCUGAAUCCCUCCUGAGAGAACUUCAGCCACAGCCCGGCCGAAGUGAAGGAGAGGAGACCGAGGAGGAAGAGGGAGACAGGGAGGGCGAGGAGGUGGAGCUGGAAGAGGCAGGGAUAGAGGAGGUAGAAGAAGAGCAGGAGGAAGAAGAGGAGGAGGAUGCUGCCUCCUCACUGGGGUCCCAGCUGUCAGUAGUCCAGACCUCUAAACCUCGCCGGCGGCCUCAUGUUCAGCCACGACUCCACUGCCUCCAGAGGCUGUCCACUCUGGCCUUAUCCCGCUCUGAGGACAAUCUGCUGCAGCGCCUCCACGGUAAAACCCCCAUAUCCCACACACACUCACUAAGCUCUAAGGUGGAGCUUAGUGACCAAUCACAAUGUAAGGACAUGGACACAUCACCGCUGGCACACAGUAAAAGCUUGUCAGAGCUGGGCCAAAACUGCAAGGAGAUGUUUUCCAGUGACCUCGACCAGUCUGACGACUGCUUGAGCAUGAGCAUGCCCUCUGACAAAUUCUGUGCCACCCUGAGGAAGGCGGAGGCCAGGCACGGCCACACGGCGCCCGCUGGACCACAUGAGAGUGAUGAGUCCCAAAGCAACAGCUCAGACGGGGAAACAUCUCCAUCUGCCUGGGUAGAUCGGAAAAACGAGUCAACAGCCACCGGUGAUUCAGGGGAAAUGUCCCCCAAAAAGAGGAAAUCACCAACCCAGCAGCAUAAGAAGCUGACACUGGCUCAGCUGUAUAGGAUACGCACCACUCUUGUCCUCAACUCCACACUCACUGCAUCGGAGGUAUAACCACUCUUCCAAACAGCUGACCAGUGACAUGUGGGCAAAAUAAGGAACAACACUUGUUUUGCUUCGAUGGACUGAAUUUCUUGAGACACAAAUGCACUCUCUCUCUUGCUGCCCUCUCCCUUCCUGUUGCUUUUUGGACACUGAUCGUACCAUUUUUGCAUUUGAACAAUAACAAAAAUUAUUGUUUUUUUGGCUGUUGCAUUAGUUUUCCCAAUUUGGUUUUGGAAGGGAGAGGCAGAGAGACAUUAACUGCUUGCACUUUGCAACGGAAGUAGCAUUAUGGGGGCUUGGACCUUAAGGUGGACUGGUGGAGUGUGCGAGGCGUGGAAGUGCUGCCCCUGCAGAGAGAGGAGACAUCCAGGCAGAGGUCUUAAAACCUCAUCCCUGCACUCUGCACCGGACAGGAGGUGGAGCUGAAUCCUGCAUUUUCUCCGUCUCUGUUAAAGAGUCAAAGAGGAUAGACACUGAGUCUUGAAAAUGCUCUCUACACGUGGCAAAUUAAAAAAAACAGCACCUAGGACGUCCUCCUAAUAUUUGUACUACUCCUGGUUUGCUUCAACAAAAGAAAAAUUUAAUUGCACAGUUAUCUAUGUUAAGUAGCAGAAUCACUAAGGAGUGAAUUUACAUUUACAGUCACACAAUGAAUUUGAAUUUAUUGUUUGCUGUUUGUGUCUGCUCGUGUACAGAUGUGUGUGUGUGUCUGUGGAUGCGACUGUGUGAAUGAAUGUCCGUCUGUGUUCGAUUCCUGACUGAACCAAAACUGAUUCCCAUCUCUUGUGAAUACGCUAACACGCCCAAAGAUGGAAGACCUGAGUUAGCCGGUAGAUUCCCAACAAAAAGUGCACCACAUGUCAUCACACAGACGGACUUCCUUCUUUACUGUUAAUCUUGUUUGAACUAAUGCCAUUUGGUAUGUGGAUCUAAUGAGAAGAUUGAUUUCCAAAAAAAACGAAAAAAACAAUGACUGAAUAUGGGUGACUAAAGCUGUGAGGAAUUUCCUGCACUAUAUAUAUUGUGGCUUGAGUGUACACUCACUACGGAGGCCUAAAUGUAUCAAAACCACGUGCACAAGCGAGAACAUGGUCAUAGGAAAAACAAAAAACAAGAAGUCUACACUUGAGUAAUGCCUGUGUUUGUAGCACCUUUUCCUCUGAGACGUUUCUUUAUGAUGGUAACACUAAUAAGAGAUUGAACAAAAGGUUUGGGUUGGAUAUUCUGUAAUGAGUGCAUCUGCAGAGCUAGCUUUAGUUGAAUGCAGCUUUUUCCAGGAGAUGUAAAAAAAAAUGACCACCAGAGGAAACUUAACAUUCACACUUGAUGUUCAGCGACUUAUAACCUUAUUCCAAACAUUGCCCAAAACCAAAUCGGUUAACUCUGUUUACUUUGUUUUUUUUGUUUAUGUGUAAUAUUUAUUAUGCCUGCUAUGUUUUAUAUAUAAGAUAUUGUUUAUAUUGUUUGCUUCCAUGAUUUGUACAUUUUUUUGUUAAUGUAGUCUUAAUAAUUUUUUUUUUCUUGCCAGGCAUGAAUGUGCUAUGAACCAAAAUCACGUGUUUUCCUCUUUCAGGAAUGACUUUAAAGUGUCUUACAAAAUAAAUGCUAAAAUACUUUACAAUCCCUCUUUUAAUGGUUUAAUCCAUUGUAAUGGAGCGAUUUGAGGGGAAAGGCUGAGUCGCAGUGGCGUCGCAUUAAAACAACAUGAACUGGUCGUACUGCUCUCGUCUCUCGUGUUUUGAACGCAGACAGACAGCAGGUGGCGAAAGAAUGUGUUUGGGGAGGUGAAGAAGAAUUACAGCAGAGAGGUCGUGACCGCGUGUGGCGGUAAUUCAUUACAUCAUCUUUUUUUAUGUCAUGAUGUUAAGCCAAACCUGUUGCUUUGAGCAGUGACUGUAAAACAGGGCCAGUUUUCCAAGCAAGCCUGCACUGGAGGAAAGAAGUACUGAAAUCUUUAACUGAAGUAGCAAUAGCACACUAUAAAAAUACUCCAUUAUAAGUAAAAGUCCUGCAUUUAUAAUUUUACUUAUUAGUAGAAGCAAAAUGAACUUAAAAUAUAAAAAAUGUAAGUACUCAUUAGGCAGCAGAAUGACCCCUAUAUGAUAUUAUUGGAUUAUUAUUACUGAUGCAUUAAAGUGUAAGUAGCAUUUUAAUGUUUCGGCUGGUUGAGGUGGAGCUAAUUUUAACUACAUACUGUUUGGUAGUUCAGUCUAUAAGUGCAUCUUGAGCUGAAACAAUUAGUCAAUUAAUCAAUUACUCAAUCAACGGUUUGAGUCAUUUUGCAAGCAAAAAUACCAAACAUCAAUGUGAGGAUUUGCUGCUUGUUUCUGUAAAUUGAAUAUCUUGUGACGGGCAUUUUCACUACUUUCUGACAUUUUAUAGACCAAAUGAUGAAUCGAUUAUACAAGAAAAUAAUUAAUCGUUAAUGAAAAUAAUCAUUAGUUGCAGCCGUAAAUGCAUUGGGUUGUAGAAGUUGAUCAUGUGUUUUGUAUGUAAAAUCUUAAUCUUUAAAGUAACUAUAGAUGUUAAAAGUAAUGGAGUAAAAAGUACCAUAUUGUAGUACAGAACUUGAGUAAAUGUACUUGGCUACUUUCCACUUCUGCAGAAAAGUGAUUUUAAUACGUCCAUAAUUAUGAAAUGUACUAAGUACAUUUAUGCAAGUAUCGUACUGAAGUGUAUUUUUAAAAUGGUACUAUUACUUGAUUUUGUAUUUCCAUUUUAUGCUACUUUACACUUCUACAUUUCAGAGGGAAAUAUUGUACUUUUUACUCCACUUUUAUCUCACAGCUAUAGUUACUUUACACACAAAGCAUAAGAUCAGCUAAUAAAUUAGAUUAAAUACCCAGUAGGUUAAACAGUUAGAACUCCACCACGACGAGCUGUAACAAACUGCUGCUUACAUGUUAAUGCAUCAGUGAUAAUAAUCCAAAAAUAUGAUAAAUAAUAACACUAAUACAACUGAGAAAGAGGACAUUUAAUGCAUAAGACUACUUUUACUUUAAGUACAUUUUGUAAAUGACACUUUCAUACUUUUAUGAAUACAGGACUUUUAUUGUAAUGAAGUAUUUUUAUAGGGUUGCUACUUUUACUUAAGGAAAGGAUCUCAAUACUUCUUCCACCACUGCAUAUUUGCAUAUACGUAGAUUAGUUAAGUCUGACUCUUAGACACAUUUUUUCCAGCACUGUGCGCAAAGUCUUGUAUCUGUGGGUCCCAUCCCCAUCUUGUAGUGGUGGAGGAAGUAUUGAAACCUUUUACUUCAGUCAAAGUACAAAUACAACAAUGUAAAAUAUACUCCGUUACAAGUCCUGCAUUCAACAUUUUACUUUUUACAUUAAAUAAGUGUUAGCAGCAAAAUGUACUCAAAGUAUCAAAAGUAAAAGUACUCAUUAUGCAGAAUGACCCCUUCCAGAGCGGUAUACUGUCAUAUAGUAUAUUAUUGUAUUCAUAUUAUUAUUGCAUUCAUUUUAAUGUUGUAGUUGGUUGAGGUGGUUUUAUAUACUGUUGUAUAGUGAAUCUAUUGAAAUGCAUUGUAUUUUUUAAGCUCAUCAUAUGUUUUGUAUGUAAAAAUAUUAAUAUUAAAAUUAAGUAUAGGUGUCAAAUAAAUGUAGUGGAGUAAAAAGUACAAUAUUUCCCUCUGAAAUUUAGUGGAGCAGAAGUAUAAAGUAGUAGAUAAUAGAAAUACUCAAAGUACAAGUACCUCAAAAUUUCUUGAGUAACUUGAAUAAAUGUAUAGUAUCACUUUUACAUUCAUAAGCACUAUAUAAACAUUUGAUAAAUUGUUUAUAACACUAAUGUAGUUGUACACAGUUUUAUUAAUGUACAGUAUUUGUAAACAUUAUAACUUGUAUUUUGAAGACAUUUUAUAUUAUUACAAUUGUGUUUUACUAUAUUGUGAUUCAUGAUCUGUUUAUACACCAGCCUCCACUUAUGGGUGCCCACGGGAGGAGUUAUAGAUGUUGACAAAUACAUUAAUAAAAACUUAAAAAUGUCAGUA